Molecule: messenger RNA, 5588 nt
Organism: Sitophilus oryzae (rice weevil)
Lineage: Eukaryota; Metazoa; Arthropoda; Insecta; Coleoptera; Curculionidae
Gene: Fancm
Exons: 17
Coding region: 106-5508 (1800 amino acids)
Biological process (GO): interstrand cross-link repair; replication fork reversal; double-strand break repair via synthesis-dependent strand annealing
Molecular function (GO): ATP binding; 3'-5' DNA helicase activity; hydrolase activity
Source: RefSeq, a predicted model, not a curated record
GUAUGUCAUAAAAUUCUGAAAUUUAUGUAAACAGUAAUGUUUGUAAAUAUUUUUUUAAAUUUAUAUUUACGCCUAGUCUUGGAAUAAUAAAAAGAAUAUUAUUAAAUGGCAACUAAUUUUACCGACAGCCAGUUGCUAGGAUUAAGUAAAGAUUUUGAUACUGAAGGUUUUGAUCUACAAGCUGGAAAAACAUGGAUUUAUCCAACGAAUUAUCCUACUCGCGAUUAUCAGUACAAUAUUAUCGAAAAGGCGUUACUUAAAAAUACAUUGGUGAGUCUUCCUACAGGUUUAGGCAAAACAUUUAUAGCGGCAGUUGUUAUGUACAAUUUCUACAGAUGGUAUCCCCAAGGAAAAAUAAUAUUUAUGGCUCCUACAAAACCACUUGUUAAGCAACAAGUUGAUGCGUGUUAUAACAUAAUGGCAAUUCCACCAGAUUCAACUGCUGAAUUAACAGGUGCCAAAGCAUCAGCAUCUCGAACAGACAUUUGGAAACAAAAAAGGGUGUUUUUUAUUACACCACAAAUUUUACAAAACGACUUGAACAGUAUAACAGAGCUUGGGGAAGGUAUAAAGUGCCUUGUAUUUGAUGAAGCCCACAAAGCUAGAGGAAACCAUGCUUACUGUGAAGUUAUUAGAAGAUUAGUAGCACAAAAUCACAAGUACUUUCGAGUGUUGGCUUUAAGUGCUACUCCAGGAAAUAAUGUUAAUGAUGUCUUAGAAGUUAUUCAAAACUUAAUGAUCUCACACUUGGAAUUCAGGACAGAGGAAAGUAUAGACGUUCAUCCAUAUGUGUAUCAACGGUCUUUAGAAACAAUUGUAGUACCUCUGGGUAAUAAACUGCAAGAAGUGAAAGAUGAAUACCUAAAUAUUUUAGAAUAUUAUGUCAAGACCCUUAGAAAGUUUAAUGUAAUUCAAGGAAACUGUGGCUCACUAACUAAAGGAAAAAUAUUUAUGCUGAUGAAAGAUUUCCAGAAUAAGUGUAGAGGAACCAAGUCUUCUAAUUAUUCUGAGAUUAUGAGAUGUCUAAACAUCUGUGUGACACUGUACCAUGCCUAUGAGCUACUGAUUAAGCAUGGACUUAGAAAUUUUCUCUCGUUUUUUGAUGAACAUAUUGAGAAACCUUUACUUAAAGGCAAUACUCAAAUAAGAAGUAUAUUAAAUAAUGUUAGAGAUUACUUGGGUCCCAUUCCUAAUGUUGAAGUUUUGCCCGAUGGUACAUAUCCAGAAAUUCCAACUGAUAUUGUGUUUGGACAUCCAAAAUAUUAUAAAUUGCGAGAUGUUCUUGUGUCACACUUCACUGGAGCAGGCAACACCAGAGUCAUAGUUUUCUUUGAAUAUAGAGAGUCAGUUAUGGAAGCUCAUACACUUCUGCUUCAGUCAAGGCCCCUUAUACAGCCUAUGAUUUUUCUUGGGCAGGGAUCAGGAGUCACUCAGAAAAUACAAAUAGGGGUAGUAAAAGCAUUUAGAGAAGGCAGGUGUAACACACUUUUAUCAACUUGUAUUGGAGAGGAAGGUUUAGAUGUGGGCGAAGUAGAUCUAAUUGUUUGCUUCGACAUAUCGUCAAAAUCGCCAAUCAGAAUGGUACAAAGAAUGGGAAGAACCGGGAGAAAAAGAGAGGGUAAAGUUCUGGUACUGGUAACGGAGGGCAAAGAACAGCAAACCUUAAAAGAUUGCCUUAUACACAAAAACAAUAUUUCUACUUUCGUACUGGGUUCUAAACAGCUGUGCGCUGGCAUGUAUAAUGAAAGCCCUAGAUUGGUGCCAAAUAAUUUAACUCCUAAAUGUGAGAAAAUUUUUAUAACAGUAAAGAAGUUAGAGAAGAAAAAAUCUAUCAAAGAUAUGCUACGGUCCAUUUCUAGCAGUUCAUCAGAAUUAGUGUUUUCACAAAACCUGCAAAUAACUGAUAUACCUAGUAAAAUUCCUAAACGCAAUAUGUAUUUUAUGAAAGAUAAUAAUUCUACCGCCUACCAGUUUGACAAUAUGUUUUCCAAAUAUAUUGAUAAACAAAGAACUAUACACAAGCCUUACAUGAUCGGAUCUUCUAGAAAUACCAAAUUAUUAACCAAUUUACUUAGUUGGGCUGAUUCAAAAAGAUUCAACAUCCCCACACAAAUUCAAUUGUAUUCCGAAAAUACCUCCCAAAGAAACUUAAAGCAAGGAGAUAUAAGAAAUAUGUUUGUAAAGGUUUCCAGCCAAAAUGAUUUUCAAAUGACUCAGAAGUAUAAUGAUGAUAUUUCAACUCAAUUUGUUGAAACUAUGCAAGAAAACUACCAAGAAACUACCUCAGAAUCGUGCAAUGUUCCUAAAGAAGUUUUUGAAGUAAUAUCAAGCUAUGUGCUGAGUGAAAUGAACGAUUGGGAAUCAAAAUGCAAACAUUGUCCACCUGGAUUACAUGAAGAAAAUUUGUGGAUAACUGUAGAUCAACCUUCCACUGUAAAUAAUAAUAUUUGGAUACCAUCAGAGGAUAUACUGGAUACUAUAUCCCUCUCAGACUUAAAAGUAUUCCACAAUUCUUUAUUAGGGCAUAAAAUGGAUGAAAACGACGAUGACAUAAUAUUUUGUGAUGAUUUGGAUUCGCAGAUUUUUGAAAAUAUCGAUAUAGCUGAAAUAGAAAAAGAAAAAAGCGAUCAAGAACAGAAUGGAAGUAAAGAAGAUACAGAUCGGUCAGUCAAUUUUGAAGCUCCAAAAUCGUUUAUAGAUUUAUUAGACAAAUUCGGUGAAUCUAUAAUACAAGACCCUUCUCAAAAUGAUAAGUUAUGCAAAAAUUUAAACUUUAGCGCAUCGAGAGAUAUAUCUGAAAGAGAGAAUGGAAAUAAAGAAAAUACUAAGCAUUCAGUAAGUUUUGAUGCAUCAAAAUCAUUAUUAGACAAAUUUGGUGAACAGUCUCCUCAAAACGACACGUUAUACAAAAACUAUGAUGCAUCGAUAGGUCUAUCUGAAAACGAGAAUGGAAAUGAAGAAAAUACAAACCAAUCUGUUAAUUUUGAAGCACCAAAAUCAUUCUUAAGUUUAGUAGACAAAUUUGGGGAAUCUAUAAUACAUCACCAAUCGCAAAACGAAAUGUUAUGCAAAAAUAAUAAUAAUUGCGCUUCAAAAAAUCUGUCUGAAAAAGAAUUAUUGAAAAUGUUUAAUUUAGACUCAUUAGAAGAUUUAUUCGGGAACACCACAAUAGAAACAUCAGAAGAGACGGUUAUAUACUCCCCUACAGUAUCAAAUAUAGAUGCUUUAAGUGAUGAGAAUGAACCCACCUCUCCAGUUAUAACUUCCAGUUACAGAGAACGGGCUAAAAAGAGAAUAAUGAGGAAGUCAAAGCACCAACAAAAUAACACACUUAAUAGUUCAGGAAAUUGUGAAGAAACUGAAAAUUUGAGUAUUGCAUCUCUAGAAAAAUCAACAGAUUUAUUUCAUCAAGGAGAUAAUGAAGUAAAUAUUAAUCAAAAUUGUAUUACUCUCAACCGUGAUAAAGAAUCUGAAAAUUUGAAUGUUGCAUCACAAAGAAAAUCUGAAGAUCUAUUUAUUGAAGGAGAUAGUGAAAUAAAUAUUAAUCAAAAUUAUAUCGAUGAUGAAGAAACUCAAAAUUUGAAUGUUGUAUUAGACCAAUCUCAAAAAAAAUCUACAGAUAUUUUUCUCAAAGAAGAAAACAUUAUUAGAGAUAAUGAAACCGAGAGUUUUUGCUUCAAACUUGACAGUUCUCAGAAUGAAAAUACAACAAAUUUAGAGAAUUUCGAUGUAGCUUCAUCUGUUAUCUCUUACCAUAAUAAACAAGAAAGUGUGAAACAAGAUAGCAAAGCAUGUGUUGAAGACAAGUCAAUAACAGAAGAAUAUUCUGCUUUCAGAAACAGCACUUUUAAUAUAAAUGAAAUAUGUGACUUGUCUUAUUUUGGUUUGUCAAUCAAAGAACCAAAAUCCAACACAAAACGGGAAGAAAGUGAAACAGAAAUUAGUCAAAAAGAUAUUCUUGACAUAAGUGAAAUAUGUGAUCUUGCUGAAUUUGGAAUAGUAACUAAAAGCCCUGAUCGGACCCCUGAUAUUACAGAUAUAGAGCAAGAAACUACUAUGGAGACUAACAUGUCUCCAAUUCUUGGAAAUACAAAAUCAAAAGUAUGUGGUCCUAAAAAGAUGAUUUUUGAUAACAAAGUAGAUGAUGUUAGUGAUGAUGACUUAGAGUUUAUUCUCCCUAGUCAGAUAGACAGAAAGAUCUUGUCAAAUGCAGUUUCAGUUGAAGAUCAAUUACCACGGAAUAUUCAGAAUAGCACUAAUGUUACAGUAAGGAAAAAGAGAAAUGUUAAUAAUGAUCUGGAAUCACAAAAAACAAACAGUAGGUCAAAUGUACCAAAGGGUUUUAGGACUAUAACGAGGAGACAUUUAUCGUUUAAUGAUAGUGAUGAUGAUUUUGAAACUCCUAUUUACAACGUUAACAGAAAACCAAGUCCUCUGUCAAAAAUCAACAAAAAACAUGAAAGUUUUGAGAAAACUACAAAACCGAAAAAGAGUCCAAAAGAUUGUAAUAAAAGGAAACGUUUAAGCAACAACGAAGAUGCUGAUGUAUCAAUAUUACAGAACAAUACAUCCUUAGAAUUAUCAAGCUUUGAUAACUCUAAACACGUUUUAAGUUCGACAAACAAUUCCGACUUGUCCAUAACCCAAAUGUUAAGUUUAAUAAAUAAGUCUUCACAGAAAGAAAAUGUUCGACUUUCAGAGAAAAAAGUUGUUAAAAAUUCACACACAACUCCAGUACACGAUCUGAGCAUUUUUGACAACUUGGCGAACUAUGAAGAGUUCAGUAGUUCAUUUAUACCGCCGGUAGUUGAGGCUUCUAGUUCAAAAAAACGUAGUGAAAAUUCGUAUCUGUAUAUAGAUAAUGGUACAAAUGGUAAUUGUAGUAAGAUAUUAGAUAAUAGGAAAAUAUCUAGCAGGAAAAAUCGUGAAGAAACUCGUUCCAGUGUUGAUGAUUUUGACGAUUUUCAUUUUCUCAAACCACCUGUUCCAGGAUUUAGUACAUCAAAAAGUAAAACUCAUGAGAAAGUUAGCAGUAAUAAAAAGAAGAAAAAGCCUAAUGAAUUUCUGGACUUAGAAGCUGAACUAUCUGAGGAUGAAAGCGUGUUUAUAUCUGAUGAUGAAAGGGAAGAAAACAUUGAUUGUUAUGAAGGAAGUUUUGUUAAUGAUGAAAGUCAAUACGUGAAUACAGAAAUGCAUGCAAAAUAUUUGCAAUCCUUAAGAAGUCCUGUUAAUAAUCGAGCUAAAUUCAAGAUACAUCUUAAGCCUGCCGAAAAUGUUGUCAACGUUUUUUCCCAGCCAGUAGAGAAGGACAUAGACAAUUACCUUGAGGAUUCAUUUUGUGUGGACGCUGAUGACGAAGAGUUGUCUCAAAACCACGAACUGUCCGAACUAGAAGUUCUGGAACGGAAAUUGAAGGAACAAAAAAAGAGGAAAAAGAGCCAAGAACAUAAAACACAGAAGCCGAAAAGACGGAGAAUUAUGCAGGUUCUGAGCGAUGACAGCGAUUGAAAUUGUACGUUUCAAACUGCCCUUAGAUCUGAGUACGCCAUUGUGAUAUUUGUUAAAUAAAUGCCAUAAUUUUAUAAAUA